AGGCGUCAUGGAUGCGGAAGUUCUCUACUAUUGCGCCUGCGCGCAGUACACAAAGGCCUCAGAAGGAUCGUAGAAGAUGCUGCCUGACCUGAGUUCAUUCAGCAUUUUGUGAAGAAUGCUCUUCAACUUCAACAUCCGCAGAAUCUCAAAGGGGUCAGGGUGCAGAGAUGACUUCUGGUCGCCCUAAUCUAGAGCAAGCCACACGGGGAGAACAGAAAACAGUAGAUGACCGCACCAGGCACGAAGCUGAAGUGUUGCCUCAUACGAAGUUAAGUUUGACACAAUAAGUAAUAAUGGUGAGCCUCGUUGUAACACUCUCACUUUUGUGGACAGCACUGCCUCUUGGUGGUGAUGUGCCACAAUUAUAAGACACCGGAUUUCUGGACUCCACUGCCACAAUAACGCUGAUACUACAAUCUGCUGAACGGUUUAUUCAAGAUUCAUGGUUGUUUUAUUCCAAUUCCAGCAGACAAGUGUAAAUGAGAUCAAAAUAAUUAUUACUCCGGCUCCGGUGCAGCAAAAAAACAAACAAACAAUAAUAAAAAAUAUAUAUCCACAGCUGGCACACAGUACAUAUGUCCGAAACCGGCGCGAAGCUCAGGGUGGCUAUUCUUAAGGCGACUGACAGGAAAUGAUAAAUUAGCGGUGUUUGGUGGUGUGGAAGUCUGGGUUAGUGUGCGGAGUUGUUGAGAAGACUUAUUGCUUCGGGAAAUUUGCUGUUUCAGAGUUGGCAGUGCUGAUGUGCAUAGUCUCCUCAUUGAUGAUCGUGGGACAAGCUGCCAUGAGCUGGGAGGAUGGAGGGAGAUUAUGAAAAUCAGGCAGGUGGCAGGGCCGGAUUAAGCUGUAGCAUAUGUUAUAAAGGGGCCCUAAAUUAAAAAUAUGCACUUAAGUAUUAAAACAGAAAUUACAUACUUGCAUAGGAAAGUAAUACAUUUUUUUUCCAUUUGUUGUACAGCCAGAUAGCUGACACUUCAGUAAUAGUAUUACUUAUGUACAAUGUCCUGGGUAUGUUACUCAGAAUGGCCUCUUUGGUUUGUUACAAGUAGGAAUGCUUCUUUGUCGGAUAAGUGUUUCUCUCACCGUUGUUUCACUUUAGAAUGGCUGAUAUGGUAAUUGUAUUCAUUUGUUAAUCAAUGGGGAAUGUCAUUGUGUCUUGUGAUGCUGGGAACUUGGGGGAGGGGUUUUCGCGGGUUUUUUGGAGAGGCCGAGGAAGACGCCGAGGAAGGUGGACGUGUGCUGGACUGUUCGUAAGACCACCGGGGUGGUCCCAGGUGCGACGGCCGGAUGGGUCGAUUGGUUCGUUGAUUGAGCUCCAACGAGUGCACUAAACAGACUGAACUUUGAUAAGUUGGCGCCUUUUGUUUUUUUCCUUGUAAAUAUAUAUAUAUAUAUUGUAUUGCCUACUAUUUUUUUUAAUUUUAGUAGACUCUUUAAAGUGUAUUUCAUAACGGUAUUUGUUGUGGGUUUGAUACUGUUGGCGGGCGCGAGGCAUUAACUCGAUUCUCACAGCACCUGCGUGUACGGGAGGUGGGUUGGAGAGUGGCUGGAUCUCCUUUUUCCCCUAGACAUAUACCAGCCUGUUGGGUAAGGGUUACAUUUGUGGGGUGCUCGUCCGGGAUUGGAUUGUCAGGGGCUGUGGAGUCGCGCAGGCAGCAGAGCGGAGAUGGACAGAGAUAAGUUUGUUUGUUGGUGCCAGUUUGAAGGUGUACCAGUACAGUACGCAUGCGUAGUGAGCGGAGUGGAUGUUCGAGUUUCGGGAGACGCGAUAGUGCAGGGUUUAAGUUCGGUGAAGGGUAUUGGGCAGGUAGAAUUGGUAGCUAGACGGUGUGGUAAAGAGGCAGAGUCCAGCUGGGUGUUGGUUCGUACAAGUGCUGAAGUCAGGACGGUGGAACUGCCGGCGACGGUCGGUGUACCGGGGGAGGAGGGGCCGUGGGUCUCCACUCCUACAAGGAUGAGGCUGAGGAGACAUCGGGGGAAGAGCUAGAGCUAGAGGUGGACCCCAGAGAGGUGCCCGGCACUAGUAAAGGGAGGUGGGAGGAGGGAGUGGUGACUAAGCCCCGCUCCCCAGGUAGGGUGGAAGCCUCGGAGCUGGCAGUCGCACUUAAUUCCCUGGUGGGGGUGGCCGAGAGGCCACGGCUGAAGCUGGGGGUGUUCUCCGGAGCCAAGCCUACUCCGGAUGGGGAGGUGGACUAUGAGACCUGGAUCGAGCAUACGUCCUUGAUGUUAGACGAGUGGCCAGGCUCAGAGGAGGAGAAGAGGCAGCGAUUGGUGGGAAGUUUGAGGGGUUUAGCAGCCAAAAUCGUCCGGGAGUUGAAAGCUGAGAAGCCUGGGGCCUCAGUGGAGGACUGCAUAGAAGUUUUGGAGGGAGCGUUUGGGUUGUCAGGGGAACCCUGGCUGCUUUUAGCAGAGUUUGAACGCCUGGAACAAUGGAGAGGGGAAAAGCUCUCCGAGUACAUAUUUAGGAUGGAGGGUAUGCUCUCGGGGCUGCGGCGCCGGGGGGUAGUGAAGGCGAGUGACGUGGCUAGCGUGAGGAUGAGUCAGCUAUUCAGUGGCUCUCUGGAGGAGGACAAGGUGGCGUGGACUAUCCGGCAGGCUUAUAGGAAAGGUCCCCCUCCAUCCGUCGGGCAACUGAUUAGAGAGGUGCGAGAGGAAGAGAGAGCGUUGGGGCGGAAAAGGGGCACGGGCCUACGGGAGCAAUCCUCAGCGAUACAGGAAGUGGCGGCUGAGUGGAGGAAUGACAAUCCCCCGGGGAGUAGGGAACCUCCUUUGGAGGGGAGGGACAGGGGAGGUACCUACUCUCAGGGGCGAUCAGUGCAGUGGAUUGGGAGCAGGAGCCGUCCUGGGAGAGGAGGGGCGGCCGGCAGUGUGUGCUUUAACUGUGGGAAAGAGGGGCAUUUCAGGCGGUACUGUGGGCGGCCGAGGGUGUGCUAUAGCUGUGGAGAGGAGGGUCACUUUAGGUGGGAUUGUGAGAGACAAGGAGUCCCGCGGAGGACAAGCCCCCCUAUGACUAAAAAGGGAGAGGUGUCGGGAAACUUAGGAGAGGCUCAGUGAGGGAACGGACUGGAGCCUCUGGAGAAACACGUUCUCAGAGAUCAGCCGGAAGACCACCAGGUGCCCACGCCUCUGUUCCGGAUGGGCUGGUAGGACCCCGUGCCAGUGUGGGUCUACGGAUAGAGGGAAUUUACGCAAAAGCCGUUCUUGAUACGGGAUCGCAGGUGACCUUAUUGUACCGGUCUUUCUACAAUCGAUAUCUAAAGCAUUUGCCCUGCAGAUUUGGGGUGUGAGCGAGGGUGACUACCCGUACGAUGGGUACCUAUUGGUGAGAUUGGAGUUCUCGGAGGGCGAUGUGGGAGUGUCGGAAGCUAUUGAGACGUUGGUGUUGGUGUGUCCUGACCCGGUGGAAACCGGUGGUGCUGCCCUCCUGGUGGGGACUAACUCCCCCGUUGUGCGACGGCUCCUGGGAGCUUGUAAGGAGAAAGGAGGAGAAGACUUUCUGGAGACCCUCUCGGUGCAUCCAGUGUUUCGAGCAGUGUUCGCAGAAGGGGUUGUCUCCCAAGGGCUGGACCCGGAGUGUAAACGAGGGAGGUGCUGGUGUACCUGGACGAUUUGAUAGUGUUUGGAUCGACUUUAGAGGAACAUGAGGAGAGGCUGUUGAAGGUGUUGGGCCGGCUUAAUGAAGAAGGGUUGAAGCUUUCCCUGGACAAAUGCCA
This is a messenger RNA of Hypanus sabinus (Atlantic stingray), 3710 nucleotides long. Its product is annotated as paraneoplastic antigen Ma3-like. Lineage: Eukaryota; Metazoa; Chordata; Chondrichthyes; Myliobatiformes; Dasyatidae. The record is from RefSeq and is a predicted model, not a curated record. The coding region runs from base 2221 to 3051 and encodes 276 amino acids. The transcript is spliced from 2 exons. Gene Ontology annotation, molecular function: zinc ion binding; nucleic acid binding.